CCGGGAGGCCGCAUUGUUCCAGCUGAUGCAGCACGGGGUCUCCGGAGCAGCAGGAGCAGGGACCCCUCCCCGAUCAGCGCCGCCGUGUGUCCGGGGGGGGGAGAUGCCGCACUAGAGGCCGCCGUCAUGUCGUUCCCGGGGCGCCCGGUGCCGGGACAGCUGUGCUCCGGGGUCUUCGGGGGGAUCAUCCCGCCGCCCCUGGGGCACAAGUUCUACUGUCAUAACGGAGCCGCCAGCGGGGGAGGAGCAGGGCCCCCCGGGCCCCAGCACCCGGGGGCCCCACACUGCACCGGGGAGCCCGAGCCCGACCGGCCUAUCGGAUACGGAGCGUUUGGGGUCGUCUGGUCGGUGACUGACCCCCGAGAUGGCAAACGUGUGGCCCUUAAGAAGAUGCCCAAUGUCUUCCAGAACCUGGUGUCCUGCAAGCGAGUCUUCAGGGAGCUGAAAAUGCUCUGCUUCUUCAAGCAUGACAACGUUCUGUCUGCCCUCGAUAUCCUGCAGCCCCCACAGAUCGACUGCUUCGAGGAGAUAUACGUGAUCACAGAACUCAUGCAGACCGACCUUCACAAAGUCAUCGUGUCCCCGCAGCCGCUCAGCGCCGACCACAUCAAGGUCUUCCUGUACCAGAUACUACGAGGGCUGAAGUAUCUCCACUCGGCCGGGAUCCUGCACCGAGACAUCAAACCGGGGAACCUGCUGGUGAACAGUAACUGCGUGCUGAAGAUCUGUGACUUUGGUUUGGCGCGGGUGGAGGAGUUGGACGAGUCCCAGCACAUGACGCAGGAGGUGGUGACCCAGUAUUACCGGGCCCCCGAGAUCCUCAUGGGGAGCCGCCAUUACCACAACGCCAUUGACAUCUGGUCUGUCGGCUGCAUCUUCGCCGAGCUUCUCGGGAGGCGAAUCCUGUUCCAGGCGCAGAGUCCCAUCCAGCAGUUGGACCUGAUCACGGACCUCCUGGGGACUCCUCCUCUCACCGCCAUGCGCUCCGCCUGCGAGGGAGCGAGAGCCCACAUACUGCGCGGCCCCCAUAAGCCGCCGUCCCUCUCGGUCUUGUACAUGCUGUCUGGUGAAGCCACCCACGAGGCCGUUCACCUCCUUUGCCGGAUGCUGCUCUUUGAUCCGGCGAAGAGGAUCUCUGCCAAGGACGCCUUGGCCCACCCUUACCUGGAGGAGGGGCGCCUCCGCUACCACACGUGUAUGUGUCACUGCUGCUAUUCCGUGUCCUCGGGACGCGUCUACACUGCGGAUUUUGAACCCACGGCCGGCGACCGGUUUGAUGACUCGUAUGAGAAGAGCCUCACGUCUGUCUGGCAGGUUAAAGAGCUCGUUCACCGCUUCAUCACAGACCAACAACAGGGCAAGCGCCCUCCGCUGUGUAUAAACCCGCACUCCGCCGCCUUCAAGACCUUCAUCAGAUCCACUGCCUGGCAUUCCUCAAAGGUUUCUAAGAAGGAGGAGAGAUGAAGCGCUCGUGGCCGGAGUCCUGGGAAUCUCGCCCUUCACAGCAUGAAGCCUCGCCUGCCCUUCCACUGCUGGACAUGACUCCUCCGUUCUCCCGCUCGCUCCCCGUAUCUAUUAGUUCCCUGUUCAUUAUAAUCCCUGAGGACUUUUCCCAGAAUCCUGUGCGGUUCCACGGUGCGGGCGGCAGUGAUUGGCUGAGGGACCUCUAUACGGAUAAAGGACGCUGUAAAUAUUUUCUAUACGGAGAAUCCUCUGCCUUGUCCGCCUCCCCUGUCACUGCCUUUGGGGAGACCCCUGGACUGUUGGGACGCCUGCAUCAUCGGGCGCCGACUCCGCUCCACCCGGCAAAACUAGUGUUUUAUUUAUUCUACUGAUAGAAAGGAGAGGAAAGCAGUAAAAGUAAGAGGCCCCCCCCCCUCCCCGCUUUACAGAAGGGGCAGCCAUAUUGUGGGCGAGACCAAUGGCGGAGGCAUCACUGGAGCAUUCCUCAGAUUGGUGAUGCCCCUCUUCACUCCUACGUAUACUGCCCACGGUAUGGCUGCAGAUAGUUGGGGGAGGGGAGCUGCGCUGGAGCAUGGCAUGCUGGGAGAUAUGUGCCAUGCUAGCAGUGACAAUCGCGUCAGGGUGCUGCCCCCCCCCCCCCCCCCCCUUCCCCACUGAGGGGUUUGGUUACCUGUUUGGGUAGGGGAAAGCUACAGCGACAUCUUGUGGUCAAAACUUGUGCUGCAGAUUAAUGCAUUUCACUUGUUGUAGCUUUCAGGUCUCUUCCUAAAAGGAUUUUUCUUUUUUUCUUUUAAAUUGGCUGCAACUAUAUUAUGCUGCUGGGCAAUAGACACUGGAGAGAAACCUGCCGAAAUAUUCCCAGGCAUUGGUGUAGAUGGUAUCUGACCUCCAGUGCUGAUCGGCCAGAUCUGUGGGGGGGGGGGCUGCAUUGUGCGGAGGUUGAUGCGAUGUCUAUGGCUGCAGAUUGCACAGACCACAGUCGGCCCUCUGCUGACAUCUUGUGGCCGCUGGCUGGUAUUGCAGCGGCUGGGUAUAAUGCACUACAGGGGCCUGGUGCGUGCAGAGUGCGGCUUCGGUCGUGUAUUUGACAGUUUUUCUCUCCCGUUUUCACGGAUUUCUUGAUUUUAUUAUUUUUUUUUUUUUAACUUAUGACUUGUGUACAGACGUAUAUCACGUUGUGUGUUAGUGCGAAUGAUGUCACUGUACUUAUGGUUUGAAACCCAUUCAAUAAUCUACCUCUUCCAGUAAGUGUUUCUUUUCUAUGAUUUAUAAAUUGUAUAUUGGUUUUUUUUUUUCUUUUAAUUUUCCUAAAUGUGAAAAAAA
Molecule: messenger RNA, 2787 nt
Organism: Bufo bufo (common toad)
Lineage: Eukaryota; Metazoa; Chordata; Amphibia; Anura; Bufonidae
Product: serine/threonine-protein kinase NLK2
Exons: 11
Coding region: 127-1464 (445 amino acids)
Biological process (GO): intracellular signal transduction; protein phosphorylation
Cellular component (GO): nucleus; cytoplasm
Molecular function (GO): MAP kinase activity; ATP binding
Source: RefSeq, a predicted model, not a curated record